Klebsormidium nitens is the source of this 1686-nucleotide messenger RNA. The record is from the annotation of a GenBank genome assembly. NCBI's taxonomy places the organism in Eukaryota, Viridiplantae, Streptophyta, Klebsormidiophyceae, Klebsormidiales, Klebsormidiaceae.
CUUGAAGUUGAAGACUUUCUCACGACAGAAGCAGAAGCCCAGGUCAAGCCCAGGUGGAGGGCGGUGCUUCAAAGCCGUUCACAGAUACGCCUGAAAGCAGAGCGAGAUGGCCCUUGCGUCCGGAAGGAUGCGUCUGCAGCCACUUCUUAGGCAAGGCGCCAGGCUCGCAGCAAGCCUGCAAACGAGCGGCAGAGGCGCUGCUGCUCUGGAAGGGGAUGCUUUUUCAGCAGCAUCGCUGGCAACUGAAAGGCCAGCGGCAGUGACCGCCACAUGGGGACGCUCGCUUGGCACAGCCGCUGCUUUGGCUGAUGAGGAGCCCCCUCCCGCUGCUCAGCCUCCUGCUGAGGACGAGGAAGAGGUUGGCAUCAACCUAAAAGGCGUGCACAUGCUGGGGAGGCCGCUCUAUCUGGACAUGCAGGCAACCACGCCGGUUGACCCCCGCGUGCUCGACGCCAUGCUGCCAUACUACUUAGAUCAGUAUGGCAACCCACACUCAAGGACGCACAUGUAUGGGUGGGAGAGUGAGAGCGCGGUGGAAAAGGCUAGACAGCAAGUGGCUGACCUGAUUGGCGCCAGCCCCAAGGAGAUUGUCUUCACCUCAGGCGCGACUGAGUCCAACAACAUCGCGACCAAGGGCGUGGCCCACUUCUACAAGGGCAAGAAGCGCCACAUCAUCACCACGCAGACGGACCACAAGUGCGUGCUCGACUCCUGCCGGUACCUUCAGCAGGAAGGCUUCGACGUGACGUACCUUCCCGUCAAGCAGGACGGGCUGAUCGACCUAGAGCUUCUCAAAAACACCAUCACCCCCGAGACGGUGCUCGUGUCGGUGAUGGCGGUCAACAACGAGAUCGGGGUGGUGCAGCCGCUGGCAGAGAUCGGGCAGAUCUGCAGGGAAAGGAAGGUCUUUUUCCAUACGGACGCAGCGCAGGCCGCGGGGAAGAUCCCGGUCGACGUGGACGCUAUGAAGAUCGACCUCAUGUCGCUGAGCGGCCACAAGCUGUACGGCCCCAAGGGCGUCGGCGCGCUCUACAUCCGGCGCCGCCCGCGCGUGCGCAUCGAGGCGCAGAUGAGCGGGGGCGGCCAGGAGCGGGGCCUGCGCAGCGGCACCAUUCCGACGCCGCUCGUCGUGGGCUUCGGGGCGGCGUGCAGUAUAGCACAGGAGGAGAUGGCCCGUGACCGUGCCCACGUGGACCGGCUGUCGCAGCGGCUGCUGGACGGAAUCCGGUCGAAGCUCGAGGGCGUCGUUCUGAACGGAUCAGAGGAGCAUCGCUACCCGGGCAACGUCAACCUGUCUUUUGCGUACGUAGAAGGUGAGAGCCUGCUGAUGGGGCUCAAGGAAGUCGCCGUCUCCAGCGGGAGCGCGUGCACGAGCGCCAGCCUGGAGCCCAGCUACGUCCUCCGGGCGCUCGGGGUCGAAGAAGACAUGGCGCACACGUCUAUCCGAUUCGGUGUCGGACGGUUCACGACCGAGGAGGAGAUCGAUCGUGCAGUCGAGCUGACGGUCGCGCAGGUGAACAAGCUGCGGGAGCUGAGCCCGCUCUGGGAGAUGGUCCAGGAGGGGAUAGACAUAAAGAGCAUCCAGUGGGCGCAGCACUAGGUGCGGCCGCGUCAGCGUAGGGCGGGGGAGUCAGGAUGCGGUCUGUUCGGAGAGUCGAUCAAAAUGAACUCUUUGGCAUUCCGAUC